AUCUAUAUUUACUGGACACAGGUUAUUGAAAAAACAGACAAUAAAUUAAGGUAUCUAGUGUGUGUGUGUGUGUGUGUGUGUGAGCAUCUGUGACUACCCGGUAAUAAAUGCAGGACCGCCUCACUCUAAUCAAGCUGAUUAAAAAUUCCUGCGCGCACAGCCAAUCGCACCACCGUUCUCCUCUGCUGUGUGUGUGUGUGUGUGUGUGUGUGCGCGUGCAUAUGCGUGCGUGUUAAUGUGCACGUGUGUGAUUUCUCUCCCUGUCCACUUUCUCCACUUUAUUUGUCUCCGUUAGGACUUUUUCGGCCUGAGAUGCGGAAGAAUCAAAUGUCGUCUUCUUCUUUUUUUUAAAGGGGAUUAUUUCUCUCUUCCUCACACACUCUCCACCCCCAACACACACACAUACUCUCUCUCUUUCUCUCUCUCACACACACACACACACCCAUCUUCUAUUUUUUUCCUAAUUUUUAUACCCCCUCUACCACGCCAUUUGAAAUGAGGAGGAGAAAGGGAAAGCACAGGCAGCGGCGGCACCAGCAGGAGACGAGAGGAGAGGGGGAGUGAUGAGUCAAUACAACUAAUAAUUUAAUGGGGACAGAGAGGGAGAGACGGAGCGAGAGGGGGAGAGACAGAGAGAGGGAGAUAGAAAGAAAGAGGAGCUCCGUCCGGACGCCAAUCCCCAACCAACAGGACACCUCCUACUAUUACUAUCGCCGGCAGCUCUCUGAUGCGUCCGCAGCAAAGCCUUAUUUAUCCUCGACACCGGAAAGUAAACCGUACUUUUUGACCCCCCCAACCCUCUUUCUGCUUGUUUUAUUUUGCGAACCUGUUUCGGCUGUCCGCAUAUCGUCUCAAGAUCGCCUCGACAGCGAGCUCACACAUCGGUUGUUCAGUAUUUCUCUCUCAGUCAGUCUCUGCCGGUAGUCACAUCUAGCUAAACCGACGUUAAGCUAUUUGUGUGUACGUUUUUAGUCUUCCCCCCCACCUCCUCCUCCUCCCCCUCCUCACUCCCCCGCCGACCCCCUGUUCGUGAACAUAACACAACGAGGGUGUUUGUUAGGUCUCGGCGGCGGUUAUUAUCAUCAUCACAACUGUGUCCGAGGUGCUGUGCUGUGUACUGACGACGGCUAACUGUUACAGUACGGCUGCCCGCCUGCGUGCCUGCCCGCCCGCCUGCCCGCCCGCUCGCCUGCCUGCCUGCCUGCCUGCCGAUUCGGAUGUUGUGGUGCGAACUAAAGCAGAAGUCGCCCUCACUUGUGAUAGUGAGCAGAGGUGCUGAGAAUGAUGGAACAUCUCAGCGAGACGUGUUUGGGCAAGGAGAACUCGGAGCUGGUCAACAGCAUGGCAGAGGCCAAGGCCCCGCCGGCCAAGCUGCCCCGGCUGGAGCAGAACGGCAGCCCCCUGGGCCGAGCCAGGCUGGGCAGCACCGGGGCCAAACUAGCCGGGGUCCCGUACAAACCCACCAGCCACCUGCUGAAGGCCUGCCACAAGAGAGGCAACAUGCUGCCUGUGUUCUGUGUGGUCGAGCACUAUGAGAAUCCCAUGGAUUUUGACAGCAAGGAGGAGCACGCCGAGUUUGUCCUGGUGCGUAAGGACAUGCUCUUCAACCAGCUCAUCGAGAUGGCCCUGCUGUCGCUGGGCUACUCCCACAGCUCAGCGGCCCAGGCCAAAGGUAUGAUUCAGGUAGGGAAGUGGAACCCCGUCCCCCUGUCAUACGUGACAGAUGCACCAGACGCUACAGUGGCUGACAUGCUGCAGGACGUCUACCACGUGGUCACGCUUAAGAUCCAGCUGCACAGUUGUCCUAAGCUGGAGGACCUGCCGCCCGAGCAAUGGAGCCACUCUACAGUAAGAAACGCCCUCAAGGAGUUACUCAAAGACAUGAAUCAGAGCUCUCUGGCUAAAGAAUGUCCCUUAUCACAGAGUAUGAUUUCCUCCAUUGUGAACAGCACUUACUAUGCAAAUGUGUCGGCGGCGAAGUGUCAGGAAUUUGGGCGCUGGUAUAAACAUUUCAAGAAGACAAAAGAUAUGAUGGGCAUGCGCCAACCCUCCCAGCUGGAGGGCUACCUGGGGACGUGUGUCCUCCGUGAGAGCCCGCGUGCCAAUGCACUAGAGAUGGAUGGCCUGUCCGACCUCUCUCCACCCGGCUCUAACCACAACCACAACCACCUGGGCUUCUCCCAGCAGCAGCAGCCGAUCCCCGGCAGCACAGCAGAGCAGACUCCUUCCUCGCCGGUGCCCCCGCUGUCUCACGCUCCGCCACCACACGGUGGCCAGACGGGUGGCCGACAGCCCCAGCUGCCCGGACUGCACCACCCGGGCCUGGUGUCCACGCCCAUCAGCCCUCAGCUGGUCAACCAGCAGCUUGUGAUGGCACAGAUCCUCAACCAGCAGUACGCAGUGAACCGGCUGCUGGCACAGCAGUCCCUGUCGCAGCAGUACCUAAACCACCCACCUGUCAACCGCAGCUCCCACAACAAGCCCUUGGAGCCACAGGUGGCAUCAAACACGGAGGUGUCCUCGGAGAUUUACCAGUGGGUGAGGGACGAGCUGAAGCGGGCUGGCAUCUCCCAGGCUGUCUUCGCUCGUGUGGCCUUCAACAGAACGCAGGGUUUGCUGUCUGAGAUUCUGCGCAAGGAGGAGGACCCAAAAACAGCAUCCCAGUCGCUGCUGGUCAACCUGCGCGCCAUGCAGAACUUCCUGCAGCUGCCAGAGGCUGAGCGUGAUCGCAUCUAUCAGGAGGAGAGGGAGCGUAGCUUGACGGCAGCUUCGGCCAUGGGCGCCGCUCCGCUCAUCAGCACCCCACCCAGCAGACCUGUGCAGCCCCGAAGGGAAGACUGUAACAGCGUGAGGCCUGAGGACUGGAAUCCCCGAAUCCCCGUGGGCAUUUCCCCUGUGAAACCGUCGCCUCUGCCCAGCGAGUGGAACGGCAAGACGGAGAGCUCCAUCCUCAACAUCAACUCCACCAUCUACGAUGAGAUCCAGCAGGAGAUGAAGAGGGCCAAAGUUUCCCAGGCGCUGUUCGCAAAGGUGGCCGCCUCCAAGAGCCAGGGUUGGCUCUGUGAGCUGCUGCGUUGGAAGGAGGAUCCCUCUCCAGAGAACCGGACACUCUGGGAGAACCUCUCCAUGAUCCGCCGCUUCUUGAGCCUCUCCCAGGCCGAACGCGACGCCAUCUACGAGCAGGAGAGCAGCGCCGGGCAGCAGCAUCACAACGAGCGGCCGUCGCACUUGAUGCACAUCUCCAGCGACCAGCUACAGGCUCAGCCACCCCAGUCACAGCAACAGCACCAGCCCUCUCUGUCUCUCCAGCAACCCUCCCAACCCCUUUUGUCCCAGCAGCCCUUGCAGCAACAGCAGUCCACCACCGGGCCCCGGUUGCCUCCUCGCCAGCCCUCCACCGCCUCCCCGGCCGAGAUGGAGGACGAUGUCAGCCGCGGAGGCAGCAUCAAGUCCCGCAGCGGCGGGGGGAAGAUCUCCCUGGAGGCUCUGGGCAUCCUGCAGAGCUUCAUCCAGGAUGUGGGCCUGUACCCCGACGAGGAGGCCAUCCACACCCUGUCGGCCCAGCUGGACCUGCCCAAGCUCACCAUCAUCAAGUUCUUCCAGAACCAGCGCUUCUACAUCAAUCAUCCAGCCAAAGGGCUCAAGGAGCCCAACAACAACAACAACGGCACCGCAGCCACCACCAACACCAACACCAGCAGCAGCAGCAGCAGCAGCUCGGCCUUCGAGGAGGAGCUGACGGACUUCAGGGAGAGCGGAGAGCUGCUGAAGGAGCUGGACGAGAGCACGCAGACCAACAGCACCAUCUUCUCCAUCAAGAUCGAGGAGCAGUUGGCCCGAGGCUCCGAGGCACAUGCAGAGUUGGAACACGAGGCCAAGGAGUAGGACUGUCCCCGUCUGAACGCGUACUGAGAGUCCUCUCACGCACACCACACACACACACACACACACACAGACUGUUGCCUGUGCUAAAUGUAACGCUCCGGCUGACACAGAACCACCACCCCACAAGUACAGAAAAGUAGUGUUUUUAAUCAGUCCUGCGUCCGGACUAUAAGAGGAGUGUUUAUAAAUAUAUCAGCUGCAGACUGACAGGCUAUGUGAAGUGAGUAUUCACACACUGGAGAGCCCAUUUCAGACUCAAGUACUACUUUUUGGAUUUUGUAAAACUUGUAUUAUUCACUGUAAAGACUGAUGCAUCAUUUAAAUAAUCUGCACAAAAAGUUAUUCUAAGUAUGUUGCCGUGGAUAUUUGCUGACUGCACUCUAUGUCUGUUGUUUUACACUGACUUACUUUAUCUUUUUGAGCUACUGAUUAUAUUUAAAAAGGAAAAAAAAAAAUCCCCCCUGGAGUUUGCUAGGACUUUGAUAGGUGUUUACGUACGUGAUGUUUAACUGGAUUUUUUUUAAAAAAACAAAAUAGCAAAUGAAAUCAAGGACCAAGUGGUUGACAAGGCCUUAAUUAUGAGGUAUCGAGUCUGGAGCCUGCUGGCAGAUUAGUUAUUCUUUUAAAAAGCGCAUAAUGUGAUUAUGGAUCACUUCAAACUCUGGAACGCGAUCACCCAGCCCAGGUGAAUCUCCGAGAAUAGCUCAGUCUUUACAUAUUAUUUGUUAGGGAGGAAAUAUAAAUAUAUAUAUAUAGACAUUAUAUUGUAACUGUAAAAAAAAAAAAAAAUACAGUCUUAAAGAAACUAUGCCAACAAAUGCCUUGUACUAUACGGCACUGCCGAUGUUAGAUUAUUUUGCAAAACCUUUGUCACUGUAACUUUCUGAAUCGCCACACAGUUAGAAAUGUGAAUCACACCAUGUUUAUGUUGUCCGACAUUAUUUAUUUGCAGUUCAUGCAGUGUUUCUGAUGUAAUUACUUUUUUUUUUUUAAAGUUUAUGUUACGUAGAGCUUUUUUAAAAUUCCACCAACCUUUUUUCUAUUUAUAAAUGUGAUUUCAAUGGGCAGUAAAAACAAAAAGUGUCUUAAACGUUUUAAAUGGAGAAAUGUGCUUUAAAGGUUGCCUAUAAAAAGUGCUGUAUGUCAACCAACUCAUGCUACAAGCUUCACAAUUAAUGUUGUAUGCAAUUUUUACUAUCAUGCAAAUAAGCUUAGGUAAAAUGACUAACCUAUAGAACACCUUAGAAAGAAAAACAUAUGCAAUCUGUGUGAAAAUCGAUGUCUGCGAUGUGUCUUCCUUUGGUUAACAAUCCAAUUCAAAAAGCUAUUCCUGUAUAAAUCUUCUGUAAAAAAGUGUUUCUUUUUUAUGAGUUUAUUUCAAUGAGAACACCAGUUAUUUUGUUACGACUGACUGUUUUAUAAGUGUUUCUCGGUUCCUUUCUGCAGAAAUGUUCUAACUAGAAGUGGUUAUUGAUUGUUAAUUACACGAUUAAACUGUUUGUAUUGUA
Messenger RNA from Scatophagus argus, 5393 nucleotides. RefSeq names its product DNA-binding protein SATB1 (gene satb1b). The transcript is spliced from 13 exons. The record is from RefSeq and is a predicted model, not a curated record. Gene Ontology annotation, biological process: chromatin remodeling; regulation of transcription by RNA polymerase II. NCBI's taxonomy places the organism in Eukaryota, Metazoa, Chordata, Actinopteri, Scatophagidae. Bases 1282 to 3885 code for a protein of 867 amino acids. Gene Ontology annotation, molecular function: RNA polymerase II cis-regulatory region sequence-specific DNA binding; DNA-binding transcription factor activity, RNA polymerase II-specific.